AUGGUGGGCACAAGCUGCCUGUGGUCUGUGCUCCUGCUUGGAGAGACGACUUGGGGGAAGGUCUACUUCUCCGAAACCUUCGAUGAUUCUUGGGCCAACCGAUGGACGUUGAGCACGUGGAAGGACAGUGAGAAGGAGAAGAUGGGUAAGUGGGUACUGUCCUCCGGGCGAUUCUUCGCAGACUCACUGGAGGAUCGAGGAUUGCAGACAGCAGAGAUCAUGAAGUUCUAUGGUGUUUCUGCUGCUUUUGAGCCAUUCAGCAACGAAGGCAAGGAGCUCUUCAUCCAGUACCAGGCCAAGUACGAGAAGGAUCUGGGAUGCGGUGGUGGCUACCUCAAAGUGGGUCCAAAGCAGGAGGAUCUGACCUCAUUCGGGGAGCCCACGCCCUACCACAUUAUGUUCGGCCCGGACCAGUGCAAUGCUGACAAGAGGACCCACUUGAUCUUUAGCUAUCGAGGGAAGAACUACCUCAAAAAGUCGGAGCUGCCUUACAAGCAGGAAGGUGAAGGCGUCUCUCACCUCUAUCGACUGCACCUGAAGCCGGACAACUCCGUUCGAGUUGAGGUGGACGGGGAGCAGAUCUACGAAGGAUCCUUGAAGGACGACUGGGACAUGCUCCCGGCGAAAGAGAUAGCGGAUCCCAAGGACAAGAAGCCCGAAGGAUGGGUGGACAAGGAGAAGAUCCCAGAUCCUGGCGACGCCAAGCCGAAGGACUGGGCCACAGAGGCAAAGAUCGUCGACUCCGCAGCUAAGAAGCCCGAGGAGUGGGACGACGAUGAAGAUGGAGAGUGGGAACCUCCGAAGAUCGACAAUCCAGCCUUCAAGGGCGAAUGGUCUCCUCGAAUGAUCGCUAAUCCGGCGUAUAGCGGAAAGUGGAUAGCCCGGAUGAUUCCCAAUCCUGAUUUUGUCGACAACCCGGACCUGUACAAGUAUGACAACAUUGGCUAUGUAGGCUUUGACGUUUGGCAGGUUAAGGGCGGCACCAUUUUCGACAACAUCAUCCUCACUGACAGCGCUGCAGAAGCAGAUGAGUUUGCCAAGAAGUGGAAG
Molecule: messenger RNA, 1050 nt
Organism: Symbiodinium necroappetens
Lineage: Eukaryota; Dinophyceae; Suessiales; Symbiodiniaceae
Source: the annotation of a GenBank genome assembly